UAGUAUUCAUUAAUCAUGAAAUAUUCAGAAUAAAUUACCAAAAUACUAAGCCAAUGCGAGCACUAUUUAAGCACAACAUUAAUUCUAAAUUUGCAGUCACUUUUAGUACGCCAUACAAAUCAGUCUCAAUAUCGCAAAAUGAACACGACAGUGGAAUUGUUCUUUGGAUUACCUCCUAAAGAUCCUGAGACGAAACAUUUUCCUCUUCUUGAUUCGCCUUGGCCCCUCACUACAAUUAUCGCGGUGUAUUUAAUAUUUGUCUUGAAGCUUGGACCAAAGUUUAUGGAGAAUCGCAAGCCAUACAAUCUUACAUAUAUCUUAAGCAUCUAUAACAUCUUUCAAGUGAUAUAUAAUUCGAUUCUGUUCGGCUUGGGUAUAAACUACAUGAUAAUUAAUCCAGCAUAUGACCGGAGCUGCAUGAUGCACCUUCCGCUCGACCAUCCUGAAAAGUAUAUUGAACGCUGGAUAUGUUACACAUUCUUUAUUAACAAGAUAAUAGAUCUAUUGGAUACCGUUUUCUUCGUUCUUCGGAAAAGCUACAAGCAAAUUACCUUACUGCAUGUCUAUCAUCAUGUGCUAAUGACUGCUCCCGCAUAUUGGGUUUUCCAGUUUUAUGGAUUUGGUGGACAAUAUGCAACGAUGGGAUUUUUGAACACCGGCGUUCAUGCUGUUAUGUACUUCUAUUAUUUCAUCUCAGCAAGGUAUCCCGAACUAAAGGGCAGUUUGUGGUGGAAGAAGUAUAUUACCAAACUGCAGCUUUUGCAAUUUAUUAUUCUAUUCAUCCAACCGAUCUAUGUGCUGCUCUUCAAUCCUGGUUGUAAAUUCCCACUAUUUUUACAUAUCUUGCAAUUGAUUGUCUCUACUUCUAUGGUGACAAUGUUUAGUAGAUUUUAUUACUUGGCCUAUGUGAAACCAAAACCACAAAAAUUAUUGAAGCAAGAGUAGUUAUGAAAAACCUCAUUCCAAAUAUAAAGUCAUUAUCGUUUACAAACUUUUUAAUUAAUUG
Molecule: messenger RNA, 1006 nt
Organism: Drosophila sulfurigaster albostrigata
Lineage: Eukaryota; Metazoa; Arthropoda; Insecta; Diptera; Drosophilidae
Product: elongation of very long chain fatty acids protein F-like
Exons: 3
Coding region: 139-945 (268 amino acids)
Biological process (GO): sphingolipid biosynthetic process; fatty acid elongation, saturated fatty acid; fatty acid elongation, polyunsaturated fatty acid
Cellular component (GO): endoplasmic reticulum membrane
Molecular function (GO): fatty acid elongase activity
Source: RefSeq, a predicted model, not a curated record